AAAAAAAAAAAAAAGUUUUGAGAAUUUCACUUUUCUAUUCACUGCAGUCCUGGCCAAAGUAAAGCCCUCUUUUACAUUGACGUCAAGAUCUUUACUAAGAUUAGGGUUUCAUUUCUCUAUUGCAGCAAUUAGCCAGGGAAUGUAUAAAAGGCUACAGGGAAGCAAGCUAGGACUCCAGAGGGAAAGCACUUUGCACCACAGACAGAUAGCAAGAGAGAGGGAGAGAGAGAGGAGGGAGGAAGGAGCAAGGGAGAGAGGAAAAGAAAGUUUGUAUACAGAGACUUAAAAAAAAAAGUCUUGUUGCACCUGGUAGCACUGGUGAAACAGAAAUGAGAGUUCUGCUUCAUGCUUAAAUAGCUGAGAGACAAUGGGAUAGUAGGGGAAAGUUAACAAUCUCUGCUUACAUUUUAUAACUGCAGGGUACUGGAAGCACAGCUGCCUCUCGCUUUAAUGUAGUCUUAAGGGCUACUGGAAAAGGGAACUUUUUUUUUAAACAUCUUAGCUUCUGAAAAAUAACAACUUAGAGUUGAAUGAAUUUCAUGCAGAGUUAUGGGUUUUGACCAGAUAGAUUCUAUUUAACCAUCUCUACUGACUUUAAAGAAAGACACAGAGAGGCUGGGGAGCUUUUUAAACAUGUCUUUUAGUUUAGUUUUUUUCCAAUGAGGGUACAGGGGGAGAAAGGGAGCUGAAGGCAGCCUGUUGAAGAGCAGCAGCAGGGAAAAUGGGUCUGUUAAGCGUGGAUUUGCUGAUCACGCUUCAGAUCUUGCCAGUUUUUUUCUCCAAUUGCCUCUUCCUUGCACUCUAUGAUUCUGUGAUCCUCCUGAAGCACAUGGUGCUGUUUCUGAGUCGGUCUAAGUCUGCGCGUGGUGAGUGGCGAAGGAUGCUGACCUCAGAGGGGCUGCGUUGCGUCUGGAAUAGCUUCCUCCUAGAUGCUUACAAACAGGUGAAACUGGGUGGAGAAGCCCCAAACUCCAGAGUGAUUCACAUAACCAAUGGCAUCAGUGGUGGCAGUACCAGAUGCAAGAAUGUUGGUGGAAAGUUGGGGAGCAAGUGUCAUCUCUUGGAUUUUGCCAACUCUGAGCGUCCCCUGGUGGUCAACUUUGGUUCAGCUACCUGACCUCCAUUCACGAGCCAGCUGUCAGCCUUCAGCAAGCUGGUGGAGGAGUUUUCAGGUGUGGCCGACUUCCUGUUGGUCUACAUUGACGAGGCUCACCCAUCGGAUGGUUGGGCUGCUCCUGGAAUCUCGCCCUCUUCAUUUGAGGUGAAGAAGCACAAGAACCAGGAAGACCGAUGUGCAGCUGCUCACCAGCUCCUGCAGAGGUUUUCCUUGCCCCCCCAGUGCCAAGUAGUGGCUGACUGCAUGGAUAAUAAUGCCAAUGUAGCCUAUGGGGUCUCCUUUGAGCGCGUGUGUAUCGUGCAGCGACAGAAAAUUGCUUACCUGGGGGGCAAGGGCCCCUUUUUCUACAACCUCCAGGAAGUUCAGCUUUGGCUUGAACAAAACUGCAGCAAGAGAUGAAAUCCAGCAUAUGCUGAGGAAAAUGUUUCAAGAGUAGUGUCCCUUUAAUGUGAUAUAAAAGGGAAAAAAAAUAUACUGUUUUGAAAGGUCCUUUUUUGACCUAUUACAAGAAAUAACAAGGUCAAAUGAAUGCAUACCAGAAAAGAAAAAUAACACAAAAAUGAUAGUUGUGUGAAACAACCCCACUCCUGCCUUCCCAAUGGGACAGAAAGGGCAACUGUGAAAAGUGCCACUCCUAAGCAGGGAAGAUGGUAAGAUGCGAUAUUUCUCCCAGGAGGAACCUAUGCAUAUAUUGAAGUGUUGGUGUUAGAAUGAACCAGAAACAUUUCUGUUUGGAAGACUGUUGUAUAGAGAGGCAAUGUAAUGAAUUUGAACAGGGACAUCUCUUUGUUCCACUGAUGGCCAUGUUAGCAAUUGCAAGGAGCCAAAGUCUUGCCAUUAAUUUGCAUAAAAUGGAAUAGAUUAUAGCUACUCUCCUCUUGAUACAGAAGCAUGACCCUUCAGGUAAUACAGCAUACACAGUAUAAUACAGUGCAAACUUGCUCUGUGUGUGCAAUAUAUAUAUAUAUAGAUAUAUAUAGAUCUAUCUGUCUAUCUAUCUAUAUAUCAAUAUAUAGAUAUAUAUAGAGAGAUAGAUAUCUAUAUAUAGAUAUAUAUAACAUACAUUCAUGCAUACAUGAACACACACAUUCAUAUUUACAUUAAUAUAUAUAUAUAUAUAUAUAUAUAUAUGUUCAUGUAUGCAUGCACAGACACACUAUAUAUAGAGUCCUACAUUUAAGUCUUAGCUUAAUGAGUACUACUUUGGUAUCCCUGUAUUAGAUAGGAAGUAGUGUGGGGAAGAAGCAGGUGAUGUGAAGGGAAAAUAUAUAUACGAAAAAUGAGGCAGGAAAAGACAAAGAUUGAAAGAGAAAUCUAUAAUUUUCCACUUUGGAACUUUUAAAAGUGGGACCAUUUGUCACCAGCACCCUCUGAUGUAUAUACACGGUUCAUGCCAAUGGCAAGAGAGAAGAGCUCAGCUGAUGCCAACCUUCUCUUUAUAGAACUAAAAAUAUGUAUUUAUCAGUGUCUUUUCUUUUCUUGUUCUUUCUCUCUCUCUCUCUCUCUCUCUCUCUCUUUCUUUCUUUCUUUUAUCAUUUUUCUGGGUUUUUUUAAAGAGAAACAGUAGAAAUAGGGAUUAUUUUGUGCCUAGUUUUGUAAAAGUAAUUUAUUUCUUCUUCUUCUAUUUUUUUGUGACAAUGACAUAGCAAGUGUAUUUUUGAAUGGGGGGGAACUUAUACACCACUUUACCUCAUUGGAACAGAAACGUGUCCAGUCAGUUACCCUGUUACAUGUGCUCAUGUUGAAUUUUGCUGUCUGAGAUGCCUGCAAUUAGUUUACAGCCAUGUAAAUUAAUGUGAAAGUUAAUCAGUUUUUAAACUUGGGAUUGAUGAAUUGCAGUUCUGCUGUCAGGUAGGAUGAUGUUUUGUUCACGUUUCAUUAACCUACUCAGAAGCUUUCCGAGAACAUACUGUUGUGUCCUUAACUUUACAGCCAUCUCCCUUUUUUAUGAAGUUAAGGAUGAAUUGAGUAAAUUACCAUGAACAAUUGUAACAAAUGGCUGGGUUCUCUCCAGAAUGGGUAAAGAAAUUAUUUAGAGGUAUGUUCAAAGAUUUGCUGUUAACUUCAGUUUAGUUUUUGUUAAAAAUAAAACAAUUUAACAAAGUCUAUCAAUGGACAUUCACCUGGACUAGGGUAUUAGAAUUGGAAAAUGAAAUUGGAUAGCUACAAGGGUGGAACUGAUCAAUCUAGUUUCAGUGUCCAAGCUGAGACAACUAUUAACCAAGAAAACAGUACAAAUAUGGAAAAAUAAAUUAAGAAAGAAAUGUAUUUUAAAUUAAAAAACCUUCCAAUCUGUCUGAGAUAUUAAACCAAUGCAGAGGAGGACUUAAAAUAUUAGCUUUGACAAUGUCCUUUUAAGCACUCUUGGUGUCUUUUCUUCUGUUUUGCUGUUGCCCAAUUUAUCUAGCGCACAAGCAUUUUUAGAAUUGUGGUGCUGUUAAAGACAGAUAUGAAAUCUUGACAGCAACACAUGAGUUUGAUUUUCAUUCAACUGAGUUGUUCCUUCUUUGACCCCCCCCUUACACACACACACACACACACACACACACACACACCAUUUGAGAAAGAAUGUCAGAGAAGGUGGUGGGGACUGGACAUCAGAAAUUCAAGUUAAUAUGAUAGAGUCCAAAGCCUGACACUUCUAUCUAUAUUCCAGGAUUUCCAAAUUUUUCUAAGUAGUUUUUGGUAUGGAGGAAAAAAAGGGACAGUAACAUAUACUGUUAUUUUCCUUAGGAUGGGCUGAAGGUAGGUAGUUAGGCAAAGGGAAAGAAACUGAGCAAUGGAAAAUGUAGGACGAAUAUUAAUCUGUUCCCAGCCUUAUUUUAUGCUAUGUGAAUUCCACUUUUCACAAAGUGUGAUUACAUGUAUGCAAAUGAACUCUUAAGGUCUUUUCAGGAAGAUCCAUCAAGUCAUUCCAUUCAUUAAAGUUAUCAUUAUCCAUGACUGAGUAUUGUAGAUUGUUGUAUAUUUUUAUGACCCUGUGGGAUACUUAAUAGAUUAAAUCUUUUAACACAGAAACAUAAGAAUUGCCAUACUAGAUCAAAUCAGUGGUUCAUCUAAUCCAGUAUCAACUCUUUGACAGCAUCCAGAAAAUUAGGGAAGGUGCAAGUAUCCUAAACAGGACCAUUUUGGUGUAACUGGGCAUUUCUACCUGAGACACUGUUUCUGCAGCAGCCGGAAAAUACUGCACAGUAGAGCAUCACAGCACGGACAGUGGUAAUACACUACUGCAUAGUACUAUUAGGUUAUUGUGCAGUAGCAUCACCUAAAAGAUGUUCUCCAACACUACUGCACAGUAACUCUGGUUACUGUGCAGUAGCGCCUUAUGUAGAUGUACCCACUGAUCCUUAACCAAUAGCCAGUUAUUGAUUGGCUUAUGCCUCUAUGAUUUUACUCUGCCUAAUGCAGCCGCAAAUACCCUCGUUCUCCAUAUAAAUGGCUGACUCUCCUUGGAAUCUAGAGAGGUUUAGGGCUCAAAUCUGUCUUGUAGCAGUGAGUUCCAUACUCAAAAUAUAUCAUGUGUUUAAAAAAAAUUACUAUUUUCAGGGUCAUAUCUGCUGCCUUUCAAUUACAUUGAAUAUGCUCUUGUAAUAUAAGACAGAGUUAAUAGAAGCCCUUAAUUUAUCUGCUCUGUGCUUUUCAUUUUUUAUAUAUGGCUUUGACACAAUUCCUCAUCUUUGUUCACUUCUGAAACUACAUAAUCUUAAACUUUUUUCAUAUUUUAAAUACAGAUUUAUGUUUCUAAUAACUUCCCUCUCUGCCGCCCAAUUAUUUCUGGAUGACUUGUUUUGUUUGUUUGUUCUUUUUUUUUUUCAGAACUGAAAACAGUAGUCCAGGCCAAGACAUACAUUUGAUAUAUAUAAUGACAUCAAACUAUCUUCUAUAUUAUAUUCUAUUCCAUUCUACUGACACUCAAAGUAUUAUCAUUCUAUAACUACUGUGGGCAUAACUCCAAAUGCCUUCUGAAACAAACCUGUCAGUUUCUUUCUUUCUCUUGUUCUUUUGUUCUUUCUUCCUUUGAUAGUCUCAAUUGUUUGUCUUGGAAAUGUGUUUAAUAUGACUGUUGAAACUUACCUUAAACACAGAAGAGGAAUUCUGAAUUAGUAAAUCUAAUACCUCUUUGCAUAUCUGAAGUUACAGAUAUUCUGCAUGGCUAUUUUUUCUCCUUUAUGGAUUUCUAUUAUUUUGUCUCCUAUGUGCAGUAUCUCAUUAUUCAUAGAUGUCUGUUCAUUGCACAGCAAGGGGAUUAUAACACUAGCUCCUGUAUACAGAAAGUCCACAAAGAUAAGAGCUCUCUUUGUUGGCGACAAGAAUUCCUGACUGUCAAAAACUUUAAGAUGCAUCAACCUCUGUGGUUAUCAUGACAGGAAUACAUUUUGUAAGGUACUUUUACCUCUCCAGAAACUAUGUAGCUAGAAAAAAACAAACAGAUGGAAGUAUUUCAUAGAACAGUGAGCUUAGAGGAAGACAUGUUCUCUCUUUUGUGACUGUUUGAUAGAAACGCAGUCUCUACUUUUUGUGAUAUAAAAUGACACAAUUUUUAGAAAUUAAUGAUUUUUUUUUUACUUUUAAUGAUCAUUUUUAAUAAUAGAAAUAGACAUGUAUGGGUAAGAUUAGUCAAGUUAGCAAAAUUUUAGAAAAAGAACAAGAAGCUAUUGAUCCUCAGGGUUCAAAGUAUAAGCUGAUUACCAGCUGCAUACAGGAAGGAACACUACUAAAAACAUGGCAUCACAGUAUAUGAUUAGCCAGGUAUACUGGAGUUUGGGUUUGUCUUUGCUUUUGCAUUUGGGCUUGGUUACUGUUUUAGGAUACUGAACCAGAUUAACUAUUGAGUUAUUCCAGUAUGGCAAACCUUACUUUCUAAAAUUGUACGGAGCCAACAAAGGCUAGUGACCAAAAAUAAUCUAGAAAGUAAUUACAGUGACUAGGGAAUGCAGUUCUGCAUCUCAGUAUUAACAUGAGCAAUUUCAGGUGUUUUUUAAAUAUCCAGUAAGCGUAUACCUGAAAAAUCAAUAAAAAAGCCAGGUUCUCCACAAGCUUAUGCCUUGUGUCAUUAUUUAGUCCUGUGCAAAAUGAGUGUAAGCAACAGCAGAUGAGCAGGAUAAGAGUUUUUUCUGCUUUGCACUUGUGUAGGUGAUGGCAUAAAGUUAAAAAAGUAGGAAAACUGGCUCUGCACAUGUAGAAAAGAAAUAUGAUUGACAAAAUGUAUGUGACUGAACAACUGGGUUAAGCACUUUGAAAAGCUAAAAGCAAUCAUGCUCCUGAAGGUGAUCUAAAGGGGGAAAUCCACCAAGUUUCUAGAAAUAUACUGGUGCUGUGCAUACGUGUGAAUGACAGAGAAAUACUUUUCUGUGUUGUUGGCCGUAAGAUUAAAAUAUUUAUGACAUGAAUUCAGUACUAUAACCAAAGCAAUAAAAGAGGUAUUAGGUGGGAAAUAUUGGCCAGUUUUGUUCAACUCUGCACCAUGUCAAUACAGGAUCCAUAUUCAGCAAACUACAGGCCAACCUUCUGGCUUGUAAAGAUGGUGGGGGGGAGUAAGGGUGAAGCAAAGAUGCCAGUGUGCUCAUGAAGACUGCCAACAAAAGAGUAACUCACUCCGUUUGCGUUCAGAUGCCAUCACACUGGCAUGUCUCUCUACAUCCUUCUGCCCCUGUGUUUAAGGAGGAGUCUGCUUGAGGUCCGUUGACAUGAGUUCUGUCUAAAUAUGGUGUAGAUGCAUGAAUGUGUGUAGAUGUGUGCAUCACUGUUAUAUGUCAGUAAUAUGCUUUGCAGGAGAGCCAGCAAAAAUGUUCUAUAAUAUUGGUGCUCUGUGGAACAUGUGCUUUUUAGAACUUUUUUCUUGUAUUUUAAUAAAAUCUAAAGGAAAAAAAAA
Messenger RNA from Alligator mississippiensis (American alligator), 6989 nucleotides. It is a transcript of the gene DIO2, whose product is annotated as iodothyronine deiodinase 2. Lineage: Eukaryota; Metazoa; Chordata; Crocodylia; Alligatoridae. Gene Ontology annotation, molecular function: thyroxine 5'-deiodinase activity. The transcript has 2 exons. The record is from RefSeq and is a predicted model, not a curated record.